This is a messenger RNA of Quercus lobata, 2105 nucleotides long. Its product is annotated as ENTH/ANTH/VHS superfamily protein. The transcript has a single exon. Gene Ontology annotation, biological process: vesicle budding from membrane; clathrin-dependent endocytosis; clathrin coat assembly. Gene Ontology annotation, molecular function: phosphatidylinositol-4,5-bisphosphate binding; 1-phosphatidylinositol binding; SNARE binding. Lineage: Eukaryota; Viridiplantae; Streptophyta; Magnoliopsida; Fagales; Fagaceae. Gene Ontology annotation, cellular component: clathrin-coated vesicle; clathrin-coated pit. The coding region runs from base 150 to 2105 and encodes 651 amino acids. The record is from RefSeq and is a predicted model, not a curated record.
CCCAAACUCCUCUCUUUCUUGCACAAGCCUUAGGGGGAAAAAGAGAGAGAAAGAGAUAAUACAAUACAGAUCUCAUUGGAACAAAAACAUAGGCCUCAGGUGACAAAAUACAAGAGGGUAUUUCUUGUGGUAGGGGCAAAGGUUUUGUAAUGGUCUCAACAAUGCCUAGCAAGCUAAGGAAGGCACUUGGAGCAGUGAAAGACCAAACCAGCAUUAGCAUAGCCAAGGUCUACUCCAACACCAACGCGGCCAACCUCGAGGUCUUGAUCCUCAAAGCUACCUCCCAUGUCGAAAUCCCCAUAGAUGAUCGUUACGUAAAUGAAAUCCUUUCACUCAUUUCUUCCAACAAAGUCUACGUCGCGGCUUGUGCCAUAGCCAUUUCCAAACGCAUUAGCAGAACUCGCAAUUGGAUCGUCGCCGUCAAGUCCCUUAUGCUUGUUCUUAGAAUAUUCCAAGAUGGUGAUCCAUAUUUCCCAAGGGAAGUUCUUCAUGCAAUGAAACGUGGUGCAAAGAUUCUUAACCUUUCAAACUUCCGUGACGACUCAAAUUCAAGCCCCUGGGAUUACACAGCCUUUGUUAGGACAUUUGCUCUGUAUCUUGACGAGCGCUUAGACUGUUUUCUUAAGGGGAAGCUUCAACGGAGGUUUACGUAUACUCAAAUAGAAAGCUUAAGCAACCGCCAUAGAAGUAGAACCCGGCAACCUGUUUCGCCGGUACGUGACAUGAAGCCUGUAAUGCUGCUUGAUAGAAUCUCAUAUUGGCAGCGUUUGCUCGAUAGAGCUAUAGGCACAAGACCUACCGGUACAGCAAAAACUAACCAGUUGGUAUUGAUUUCGCUUUAUGCAAUUGUGCAAGAGAGUUUUGAUCUCUACCGUGACAUUUCUGAUGGGCUUGUGCUUCUUUUAGACAGCUUCUUCCAAUUGCAAUAUCAAUCUUGUGCCAAUGCGUUUCAAGCUUGUAUUAAAGCCACGAAACAAUUUGAAGAGCUUUCGGGUUUUUACGAUUUGUGCAAGAGCAUUGGGGUAGGAAGGACCUCUGAAUAUCCAAGUGUACAAAAGAUUUCCGAAGAGCUUAUAGUGACAUUGCAAGAUUUCUUGAAAGAUCAUGAUUCAUUUCCUAGUCAUAACAAUGGUCAUCGAUCACCGUCGCUUCUUCCUAUGCCUGUUUUGAGUUCUGAGAAGAUUAUUUACGAGCAAUCAGAAGGAUCAGACAAGUUGUCACAGGGAGGAUCAGAAUUCAGUGAUUCGCGAUGCACAUCGUUGGAGGAUCUUGUGGCUCUUACAGAAACGGGUAUGUCAAUUGAGCAAGAGUAUUUCUCAGAGGACCAAGCCGAGAAACAAUCUUCUUGCACUGAGGAUUUCACCAGUGCUAAUGAAGAUUCCGGAUCAAACUCUUCAUUUCCCCUUGAACUAGAAAAAAAUUCAAGUUUAGACCUCGUAAGUUUCCAUGAUCACUGUUCACAACAUGAAGAAAAACAAGAAAAUCAACAAGAAGGAAAUGAAACCUCGGAGAUUUCCAUUUUAGAAUUGGACUCUCAACAAGAUAGUUGGGAAGUUGUUUUAUUUGAGUCGGCAGCCAAACAAGUGCAAUCUUUUACAAGUCUAGCCAACGGGUUCGAACACUUUGUUGAGAACGAUUUGAUAAUUAAUCAAGCUUCACUACCUCAACACCAAUACAAUCCAUUUCUACAAGAUGAAAUACCAACUACUAUUGAAACCAGUACCAAUGAGGCAGUCAUUUUUACAGUGGACCCAAUGUUUUCAGUUAAUCCCACGUUUGAUACAGCUACGGCACCAAGUUUUUGCGCACAAGUUGAGACCGUGGUUGCACCGACAUUGUUUCCACACGAUUUUAACGAGAACACAGUGGCUCCAACAUUUUGUGUUGAGAAUUUUAGUGAAACAAUGGCAGCACCAACUUUUAGUGCCAACAGUCCUAACGAGACAGUACCCGCAGUUCCUAAUGAAGACCCAUUUGCGAUUUGGCCUGGUGAAUUGGCCAAUGAACAUGUCUCUAAUGUGUCAAUGAAUCAAGAAAGUCUGUUGCAUCAGCAACAGUUGUGGUUAGAGCAGCAAAACAAGAUCAUGGCAAAGCGUAGGACUUGA